Messenger RNA from Paramormyrops kingsleyae, 2607 nucleotides. It is a transcript of the gene chrnb5a, whose product is annotated as cholinergic receptor, nicotinic, beta 5a. Gene Ontology annotation, cellular component: postsynaptic membrane. Gene Ontology annotation, biological process: monoatomic ion transmembrane transport. NCBI's taxonomy places the organism in Eukaryota, Metazoa, Chordata, Actinopteri, Osteoglossiformes, Mormyridae. Gene Ontology annotation, molecular function: acetylcholine-gated monoatomic cation-selective channel activity; transmembrane signaling receptor activity. The record is from RefSeq and is a predicted model, not a curated record.
GACAUAUGAACGAGCAUUGAGAAUGCGGAGGAGGAAUUCAUGCAGAUCUAGCUGAUGACGACCAAUGUGGGGAGGAGAGCUGUAGGCAGGGCUGUGGAUAUGCACUCUUGGGGGGGUUAAGCUACGGCAAGACCUCUACACUGAGCAGCUUGAGGCAGGGCCUGAGUUGUAUUGUGCUCUGGGAGUUUGUGGUGACAUUUUAAUUGGGGUCAUAUUGGAUUUAAGUCAAACGGGUUAGAGAUGCAGAUCGGUGAGUUUGCGCGGUAAUUAAGAGGCGCUCGUCUCUCAAGGCGCUUGUCUUCCAAGCACUGCUGAAAAGCACAGCCUUUGUCAUAUUCUGGGACUCUCAGAGAAGCCUGACAGUUACAGACAAUUACUGACAAACAAGAAAUCAUUUGGUAUUGGCAACGAUUCAAGGAUGCACACGAAAAUGGCAGUGAGCGCACUCUGCAGUUUACAAAGUCAGCCUGGCCUCCGACGCAGAGGAGAGGCUGCUCAGCCACCUGCUGGGUCCCCAGCACUACAACAAGCUCCUCCGACCCGCAGCGAACAGGAGCCAGCUGGUCACCGUCGCCAUCCAGGUCUCCUUGUCCCAGCUCAUCAGUGUGAAUGAGAGGGAGCAGAUCAUGACCACGAACGUGUGGCUGAACCAGGAAUGGAAUGACUACCGUUUGACGUGGGACCCCCAAGAAUAUGAGGGCAUCAAGAAGCUCCGUGUCCCCUCUCAUGACAUAUGGCUACCCGACAUCGUCCUCUACAACAAUGCUGAUGGGACAUAUGAAGUGUCCUUUUACUGCAAUGCUGUGCUGUCCAACACGGGCGAUAUUGUCUGGCUUCCCCCGGCGAUCUACAAAAGUGCCUGCAAAAUCGAGGUGAAGAACUUUCCGUUUGACCAGCAGAACUGCACACUUAAGUUCCGCUCUUGGACCUACGACCGCACGGAGAUCGAUAUCGUCCUCACGAGCGACUUCGCCAGCCAGGACGACUUCACGCCCAGCGGCGAGUGGGACAUCGUGUCUCUGCCGGGCAGGAAGAACGAAGACCCAGAUGAUGCAACUUACCUUGACGUCACGUACGAUUUCAUCAUCAAAAGGAAGCCUCUCUUCUAUACCAUUAACCUCAUCAUACCUUGUAUCCUCAUCACAUCACUGGCCAUCCUGGUCUUCUACUUACCCUCUGACUGCGGUGAAAAGAUAACCUUGUGUAUCUCCGUCCUCCUGGCCCUCACUGUCUUCCUCCUCCUGAUCUCCAAAAUCGUCCCACCCACCUCAUUGGCUGUCCCACUGAUUGGAAAAUACUUGAUGUUUACAAUGGUCCUGGUGACCUUCUCCAUCGUCACCAGCGUGUGUGUGCUUAACGUGCACCACCGCUCUCCAAACACCCACCGAAUGCCGGACUGGGUCAAAAAGCUCUUCCUCCAAAUGCUACCCACCUUCCUCUUCAUGCACAGACCCAGAAGCGCCAAAAGAUGGGGCAAGUUUCACCAGAAGCAGCGGCAGAUGUCCUACAGCGACCUCAAGCUUGACCAGACCAACGUAGACUCCUCCUACGGGGAUGAGGAGUCAGCCAGGAAGUAUGGGUGGAAGCUCAGCGACUAUCCUGAGAAUGUGGAGUUCAGGAGGAGGUUGACCUUUAGCUGUAACUCCGAUAUGGAGGAGGCGGUGGAUGGUGUUCGCUUCAUUGCGGAGCACCUGAGGAAUGAGGACGAUGAUGAGAGUGUAAUCGAAGACUGGAAGUACGUGGCUAUGGUGAUCGACCGACUCUUCCUGUGGAUAUUCAUCCUGGUCUGCGUGCUGGGAACACUGGCGAUGUUCACACAGCCCUUGUUUCAAAGCUACAACAGGCCGUCUACAGAUGAUUGGUAAACGGUCGAAAACACCUUCAGCAACUGCUCGUAAUCUAAUAUCAGAUGCAGUGUAUGGCUAUGAUAAGGUCAGAAAAUGCAUUUUUAUAAACAGGCUGUAUGUUUUUUGGUUCUUGGUGGGUUAUUGCAAUGUUGUUUUGACAACUUAUUGCUCAGAGUUUUAUAAUAAUAAAAACAACCAACAAAACAUUUCAUGACUGAAGUCUAUUCUUGAUGUGUUUACUAACAAAAAAAAUCAGUUUAUUUAUCUAGGUUUGCUGAUGUCUAGACAAACCAAACUGGGCGUGAUGGCAUGAGCUGCUGUCUGCAGACCGCAAGCCAGCGAACACAUGCAGCAGGUCGGACACAGAAACACCGUGCGCCAACAUGGCUGCCAUCAGCCUCUAGCUGAGAUCACAUGACCAAAGUGGGAUGAUCCCACUGAGAUCACAUGACCAAAGUGGGGCACUGAGCCUGUGGGGCUCAAUACACUCAAUAUGCAUGUCUUUGUGAUUGUUUUAAGGUGAAAUAAAUCUGUUACUGUUUUGUUAAACUUAUACACAGUGAUGUAUCUCUCAUUUAACAUCAAGUGACUGUUAUUAUGACUAUUUUCCUGGACAAAUACCUUCUUUAUCAUUGGUUUUAUUUUUAAUUAAAUAUGUGAUGAUAGAGGGAUUUAUUAAAAAAUCAAUAAAUAUUAAUGAGAUUAAUAUAUAUAAAAAAUAAAUGAUGCAACAUGAAACAUUAAGAGAAUUGAAGGGUUG